AUGGAUGGACCCUGUGCUUGGAUUGCCCCAGUCCCACUCUGGUUUGCUCCCCAUACAUUCUGGGGAAGGAUUAUUGAUCUUGCGGAUAGUUUUUUGGUGCCUCUACUCCUUGGAUUUGCAUUAUCUUGUGCUUUGUUCUCCAUUACGUUGCAGCGCCCCAUCAGCAUUCCUGAAGCUCUCAAUGCAAGUCAGUCUUUUGUGCAGCAACUUGCCCAUCAAGGGCAGACUAUGUUGACCAAGGGAUGGACCAUGUUCUGUGAUCUUCACGUUGGUGCCUUGCCUGAUCCGGAGGGCUUCCAUGGUCCCUUCAUGGAAACCAACAUGGAUACCUUCAAAUGCAGCAUCAAUAUCAACCACCCUGUUCCCAAACCUGGUUUGGACUUCACCAUUCUUCACACUUGGCUACUUGUGGGAUGUUUCAUUACUCUGCUGUGCUUCUAUUGGCUCUACUCUCCCGAUCAGCCCAGCAUUGAUCCAAUUGAUGCACCUCCCCCUGAACCUCAGUCCCGCUGGAUGCGCCGUCGCUAUGCCCAAGCCUACCGCCGUUGGAAGCGUCGUGAGAAUCGAUCCAAGGGAGCAAGUAUCCGUAAUUAUGGUUGCAAUCAGAAAUACCCCUCCAUCUUCGAUCAUCUGGAACUUACUACAAGGAAGCACCCCCCUCUCCACUCAACGCAUUCUCGGUGGUUUGCGCCGUUGGUUUCACAAGUCUCAGCAUCGUCCCUCUGGUCAUCGUCUUCGUCAAGCGUUUGUUCCUGCCCCUGUGCGUCCCAGGAAGGGAGAGAGUUGGCAUCAGAAGAAACCAGGAGAUCACCUGCGACAGCCCAAGCACAGACCCACGCAACCCAUCAGAAUGCCGCCCCAUGUUGA
Molecule: messenger RNA, 867 nt
Organism: Seminavis robusta
Lineage: Eukaryota; Bacillariophyta; Bacillariophyceae; Naviculales; Naviculaceae
Source: the annotation of a GenBank genome assembly